UUCAGGGUUGGGCCCAACCUUGAUCUCUUUGACCGGGUGAGGCCCGUGUAUCUUUGGAAAUCGUGACCUCGUUGAGCCAGGCACUCCGAAGUUUUGAGCUUGCGCCUCGAGCUCCACGUUCCGCCGUGACGGUCCGUCCCGAGGGUCCCUGGGGUCCCUAGGGUCCCUGGGGUCCCUGGGGUCCCUGGGUCCCUGGGCACGCGUGCGUCCGCUGCAGGACCUGCUCCUGGCGCGGCGGCAGCUGCAAUUUGCUCUGGAGGAGCAAGAGACGGCCCAGGCGCAGGUCGCGACAGCCCAGGAGCAGGUCGCGACAGCCCAGGAGCAGGAAGCAAUGGCGGUGAGGCUUCUCGCUCGGGCGGAGGAAUCGGGCGAUGCGAAAAAGGUGCAGGCGGCGGAGAGGAAGGUGCAGGCGGCGGAGAGGAAGGUGGAGAGGGCGGAGAGGAAGGUGGAGAAGGCGAAGAAGGAGGUGGAGAAGGCGGAAAGGAAGGUGGAGAGGGCGAAGAAGGAGGUCAAGGAGGCGAAGGCAAGCGGCCGGACGAAGGAGUCCGAGGCAAGCGGGAUCAAGGACGACUCAGAUGCCACGGCGUUCAUCCAGGAGCUGGUCAACGCCAAGCCCAAGGACCUCGGCGAAGGCGUGCAGGUCUUCGACCUCAAGGAGUGCCUGCCCGCCAGGCCCUACGACUUGAGCGGGAGGAAGCUGCUGACGCGGAACACGACGCGCCAGGCCUGGAAGGCCACCUUCGAGCUGAUGAAGGACGGCACGGAGCGCGUGGCCAUGCUGGGGAUCCCCGGCAUCGGCAAGAGCCGGUCCCUGGCGCUCGGCCUGUGGCACCUGGUGUCGGGCCACCGCCCGGACUGGAUCAAGGAGCCCGAGGCCAUCGUCUUCGAGGCCCGGGAGGGCGGCUUCGUUUUCGUCUUCACCAACAAGGACGGCUGGAAAGGGCAGAGCCUGCCGAUUGGCAAGUGGGAUGCAAGCGACUGCGAGCACCUGCGGAACAGUGACAACUGGUAUUUGGUGGAUACCUACGGCAAGGCGACCACAUAUAAGCUGCCUGCCAAGACUGUCAAGGCCUGCAGCCCCGACAGGGAGCACUACACAGAUUUUGUGAAGAGCGGCGGGGCUUGUGUGUACGUAGAAGCAUGGAAGAAGGCUGAGCUGGAACUGGCCUAUGUGCAUUUUGCACAGCCUCCGGUCGACAAGGACACGGUGUUGCGCAGGUUUCAAGAUGUUGGAGGCAACCUGCGUGCCCUGUUGGACGACGAUGGAAGCUUCCAGAAGUACCUUCAGGAUCAAGAAGUUCAAGCUGCCGAUUGGAAGGGCUUGCAGCCUGCUUUUGGCCAUGUUCUGUUGACGAAGCUCUUCACGUACGUCACCGUGGACGGCAAAAUUGGCACGGCCCAAGUUAUCUCCCCCAAGGCCGCAGAAGUGAUAGCAGAUAAGCACUAUGACAAGCUUGCUGACCUCUGGACCAAGAACGAUCCACGUUCCAGGUGCUGGUUUAAAGACUUCCUUGGACCCCUCCUGACCUGCUCGUGGUUUCCGAAGAAGUUUGACGCCUACCACAUCACUGACAAGAAUUCGAUAGGCAAAGCCAACUGGGAACGGACUCCGUGCGACUCUUUGGUGAUUGACGCGGGUUUGCAGCUGCUGAGGUGCGACACUAAGGACAUAUUCGAGCGAAAAUGGAGCCAGGCCGUGAAGAACGGCAGCCUUGAGAAAUGCCUUCUGCAAAGCCCGGAACAGUACUUAGGCGUCGAUUACUUGCUAGGCUUGAAUCAUGGCAUCUCCACGACAACUGGUCCCAAGCACAGCAUCGCAAAGAGCUUUCUAGAAAAGCUGCGGGACAUUUUCCAACACUGCAAGGGACAGUACAGUUUCACUCUCUCUUUUUUCACUACGGGAGACCCCACAAAGUUCGCCCCGGAGUCAGGACAGGAGUUCAGAGCCUUCAUGGAGAUGGCGCGGGGGCCAAACAAAGUGUUUAAGAAUGUGCAUGUACAGGUGGUGCAGGUUCCGAAGACGCGAAACAGCAUGGAGAAAGUUUAA
Molecule: messenger RNA, 2047 nt
Organism: Effrenium voratum
Lineage: Eukaryota; Dinophyceae; Suessiales; Symbiodiniaceae
Source: the annotation of a GenBank genome assembly